This is a messenger RNA of Phalaenopsis equestris, 1492 nucleotides long. Its product is annotated as serine/threonine-protein phosphatase PP-X isozyme 2. The transcript is spliced from 8 exons. Lineage: Eukaryota; Viridiplantae; Streptophyta; Magnoliopsida; Asparagales; Orchidaceae. The record is from RefSeq and is a predicted model, not a curated record. The coding region runs from base 174 to 1091 and encodes 305 amino acids. Gene Ontology annotation, biological process: double-strand break repair via homologous recombination; peptidyl-serine dephosphorylation. Gene Ontology annotation, cellular component: nucleus; cytoplasm. Gene Ontology annotation, molecular function: protein serine/threonine phosphatase activity.
CUGCACAAGAUUUAACCUGGGCGAGGCCGUGAGGCCUGUGCUGAAGUUACGACACCACGGCUCAAAAGGUCCGGCGGCAAAAGGGAAGGAGGCGCCGUUCUAAAAUAGCCAGCGCGAGCAAAAGCCCAAAAGAUAGAGAAGAGAGAGAGGGAGCGAGGGAGGGAGGGAGGGAGAUGUCGGACCUGGACCGGCAAAUAGAGCAGCUAAAGAGGUGCGAGCCACUGAAGGAGUCGGAAGUGAAGGCUCUCUGCCUUAAGGCCAUGGAGAUUCUUGUCGAGGAAAGCAACGUCCAGCGAGUCGACGCCCCUGUCACUAUUUGUGGAGACAUUCACGGCCAGUUCUAUGACAUGAAUGAAUUAUUUAAAGUUGGCGGUGACUGUCCAAAGACAAACUACUUGUUUUUAGGUGAUUUUGUUGAUCGAGGAUUUUAUUCUGUUGAAACAUUUCUGCUUUUACUAGCCUUGAAGGUUAGGUAUCCAGAUCGUAUAACUCUCAUUCGAGGAAAUCAUGAGAGCAGGCAAAUCACUCAGGUGUAUGGGUUUUAUGAUGAGUGCCUCCGGAAGUAUGGUUCUGUGAAUGUUUGGAGAUAUUGCACAGAUAUUUUUGAUUACUUAAGUCUUUCAGCACUCAUAGAGAAUAAAAUUUUUGGUGUUCACGGAGGUUUAUCACCUAACAUAACUGCAUUAGAUCAGAUCAGAGCAAUAGACCGGAAGCAAGAAGUUCCGCAUGAUGGAGCUAUGUGUGAUCUCUUGUGGUCAGAUCCGGAAGAUGUUGUUGAUGGCUGGGGUUUAAGCCCUCGAGGUGCAGGAUUCUUGUUUGGAGGAAAUGUUGUCUCCACAUUUAACCAUUCAAAUAACAUUGACUACAUAUGUCGUGCACAUCAAUUGGUGAUGGAAGGAUACAAGUGGAUGUUCAAUAACCAGAUUGUCACUGUUUGGUCGGCCCCAAAUUAUUGUUACAGAUGUGGAAAUGUGGCAGCUAUUCUCGAGCUGGAUGAAAAUUUAAAUAAACAGUUUCGUGUUUUUGAAGCUGCUCCACAGGAAGCAAGAGGGGUUCCUUCUAAGAAGCCUGCCCCUGAUUACUUCCUCUGAGUUGGAGCGGAGAGAUUAUCACUUUUUCAAGCUGGCAUGAGCUCAUUGGUUUUUGCCCAUGCUGCAGUGAGCUGAUGCCUUUUGCAGUCUGAGCCUUCUGCUUCCCAGGCAUGUCCCGAUGCAUCAGUAUUGUUGGUUUGGGCAUGCUGAUUAGUUCGCAUAAAUUGCAAUAUUAGAAAUAUUUGGUUGUCUGGGCUGCAGGUAUAGAAUCCCAUGUGUUUUAAAACUGCAGUGAGGUAAAAUUAUUGGUUUGGAGUGACUUUGACCUUAGAUUUCAGUUGAAGCAUAAAAUUUCAAACUGUUUUUAUAUUUUAUAUUUUAUUUUUUAUUUUUUUGAAGUUUCAAACUUUAGUUUACUAAGUAACAUGGAAAUAAGAAUCCAAUUUUCUCUUAUUUUAUUA